AGUAUUUAUUCGUGUAUUUCCGUGCUUACACCGCUAUCUGACCAAUUAUGAAGGUGAAAAGCUCUUCAAACAAGACAAGUUCUACAGCUUGGAGUUCUACAAGUUCAUUAGGCACGCGUAUAUUGUCAUAAUUGUCCUAACCUCUGACAAUUAUGACGUACUUAUAGAAAACACUAUUGACUCAUUUUGGUUCAAAGCGCGUCAAUAGUGAUAUUCUUGCUUGCUUUUUGUCUCUGCGCCUGCUUCCCCGUCCCCUCUCUGAUCUUCUCUCCCCUCUGCUAGAUUUGGGUGAGCUGUAGAGAAUUUCUUAUUUUUCUCAUUCACAAACAAGUCGUGUUUAAACUCCGCAGUUGAGGGAUUAAACAUUGAGAGUCCUGUGGUUGAGUUGCCACCAAUGACUGGGGAAAUCCCGAGCCCACCUGCGUCAGCAUUGCGCCGGCAAAGUGUGGAGGUAAAAAAGGUUGUGGAGGAGUACUGUCCCAAGGAGAGAGAAGACGGUAUGAGUGUGACCACGCGAAGAUCCAGUCUGUCCAGCAGCCGACGCACCACUGACCACUGUCGAGGAAGAGACUAUCUGCACAGUACCGUCACCGAUGAGGAUGAGGAGAUAUACACGCCAAGAUCAGAGGGCAGAGACAACCCGGAAAACCACACUGCAUGGACACCUCACCGGUUAAUUCCUUUAAACUCUCCUGCCAGGGAGGAGUCGACUCCGUCCCAGAACUGUGAAACAGCGGCGGAGGCGGACACACAGGGAAACGCUCAUGGGGUGCGCGUGGCUGAAAGACAAACGACUGGAAUGAAAGACUGCGCUUGGAGACUGUGGCCUUCCAGCCCACUUUGCAAUGGAUAUGAAGCAGCUUUCCUUAAAAGUUUGCCAGUGCAGGGACUCGGCAGACAAUCAGAGCCCCCCCCUGUGUCCUCCCCUACGGAAAGCCUGAGGGACAAACUGUACAGGAAAACCAAGCAUGUGUUAGAUUACACAGUCACUGAUGCGAUAGGAAAGCCUCCCGUGAGGUGUAGUUCCAAUCAAAGCCAGUUUUUCAGACCGUGUCUUCCAGUGUGGCAUGCGUCCAAUGUACCCACAUCAAGGAGAAUCAAUAGAAAGGAACUUUUCCGGACCACAGAGAUCAGAAAGACUCAAGAUGGUAAUCCGUGGCUGAGGCUUAAAGGCAGUAUACCCAGCCGUGAAAGGAGCAAUAGCACCUUGUCUUCUACUCCUUCAUUCACAAGCACUAAGGGGAACGCCUCAUCCUCCUCUUCUAAGGAAACUGCAAUUAAUAUGCCAUCUGUCGGAAGGAAGACCUCGAACAUCAUCAUGGAGGAGAGAAAGAGAUGCUACUACAGGGAUCUGUGCCAGCAGGUGGAGGAGAAGAGACAGGACAGGGAGAGAGAGAGAAAGAAAACUGCUUUGGCCAACCGUGAGCACAAUAAGACCAUGCAGUUGUGUAUUUGGGGGAAGCCAGGGAGUGGAGCCCCAAACUACCAGCUUAACUCUGUGAGAAGGACCAGGUUCAGUUCCACCGGGAUCCUACCCCAGGAGCAGCUUCGCAGCACAGGCUUUUCUGGGACCCCCUUUCGUGUGGGUGUGAAGUGAACGCCAUCCCCCCCGUCCCCCUUCAGCCUAGACCAGAAGACCAGACUGCUGAUGUCAUUAAACUAUUGUUGUGCAGUGGGCCAAGUACCGUUCGUGUCUGACUUUUGCUUCUAAGUUAGUGAUAAGUAGUGUUUUGGAUGGAGAUUGGCUGCCUCUAAAACAGCUAUGGUACCUUUUGUAAUUUACCAAAGUUAGUUUGGCUCAGACACAAAAAUCAUGAGCAUACAGGGUUACACACACUCGUUUAAAUGAUGAGGGUUUAAAACUAUUUCAGGAGUUUUUAUCACAAAGUUAUUUCAGGUAGCUUGUGAGUUUAUGUUCAACUGGCUGACAGGAGAAGUGUGAGUCAUUCUCUAAUUGCAUGGACUCGUGGCGUGAGGUUAUUUUAAUUGAGACUGUUACAUGUCUGUGAGGUUUAACGGGCCAUGUGGGUUUCAUUUGAGUUCCACUUGUUCAUUUCAUUCUUCUCCUUCAGUGGGUGGCUAAUUAUCACAGGGACAAUUAUAAAGACCAGUGAAAGAGCUGUGAUUCAAGUGUAGGCUGCCAGGGUAAGUGAUUACCACUGCCAAUCUCCUGCGUAAUGUGCAAAGAAUCAUCUCUUUAUCAAUGCUAUAUGGACACCAAACUGAUUCUAAUUGUAUGUAUGUGUCAUUUCAGCAGGCUUGUAGGUGGCUGACUAUGAAGUUCCAACCAAGUUCUGGCAA
This is a messenger RNA of Osmerus eperlanus (European smelt), 2301 nucleotides long. RefSeq lists its product as uncharacterized. The transcript has 15 exons. The record is from RefSeq and is a predicted model, not a curated record. Bases 395 to 1597 code for a protein of 400 amino acids. Lineage: Eukaryota; Metazoa; Chordata; Actinopteri; Osmeriformes; Osmeridae.